Messenger RNA from Chenopodium quinoa (quinoa), 1936 nucleotides. Its product is annotated as UDP-glucose 6-dehydrogenase 1. The transcript has 2 exons. NCBI's taxonomy places the organism in Eukaryota, Viridiplantae, Streptophyta, Magnoliopsida, Caryophyllales, Amaranthaceae. Gene Ontology annotation, molecular function: UDP-glucose 6-dehydrogenase activity; NAD binding. Gene Ontology annotation, biological process: glycosaminoglycan biosynthetic process. The record is from RefSeq and is a predicted model, not a curated record. Bases 164 to 1606 code for a protein of 480 amino acids. Gene Ontology annotation, cellular component: cytosol; nucleus.
UCUCCUACCAGUGGGUAGAUCUGUUCUCUCUUUCUUGCAUUUCAUUCCUCUCCUCAAUUUUGCAUAUAAAUACUCACUUCUUCACCCCGCCCUUCUUACCUUUCUUCCUAUUCUCCCGCAUCUCUCUCUAGUCAACUAUACUCUCUUAUUACAGAUAGUAAAAAUGGUGAAGAUUUGCUGUAUUGGGGCUGGUUAUGUGGGAGGCCCUACUAUGGCCGUGAUAGCACUCAAGUGCCCAAAGAUCGAAGUUGUAGUGGUUGAUAUCUCUGUGUCUCGGAUCACUGCAUGGAACAGUGACCAGCUUCCGAUCUAUGAGCCAGGUCUAGAAGAUGUAGUUAAGGAAUGCCGUGGGAGGAACCUUUUCUUCAGCACUGAUGUUGAAAAGCACGUUGCUGAGGCCGACAUUGUUUUUGUCUCUGUCAAUACCCCGACCAAAACCACAGGUCUUGGAGCAGGCAAAGCUGCUGAUUUGACCUACUGGGAGAGUGCUGCCCGUAUGAUUGCUGAUGUUUCUAAAUCUGACAAAAUCGUUGUUGAGAAAUCAACUGUCCCUGUGAAAACUGCUGAGGCAAUCGAAAAGAUUCUGACACACAACAGCAAAGGGAUCAAAUACCAGAUCCUCUCAAAUCCCGAGUUCCUUGCUGAAGGUACUGCUAUCCAGGACCUUUUUAACCCUGACAGAGUUCUCAUUGGUGGUCGGGAAACCCCAGAGGGCCUGAAGGCAGUCCAGUCAUUAAAGGAAGUGUAUGCUCAAUGGGUUCCUGAGGACCAGAUCUUGACCACUAAUCUUUGGUCUGCUGAGCUCUCAAAGCUUGCUGCCAACGCCUUCUUAGCACAGAGGAUUUCAUCUGUUAAUGCAAUGUCAGCACUCUGUGAGGCAACCGGUGCAGAUGUUACCGAAGUAGCAUAUGCUGUUGGUAAGGACACUAGGAUUGGCUCCAAGUUUUUGAACGCUAGUGUCGGUUUUGGUGGGUCUUGCUUCCAGAAAGACAUUCUGAACUUGGUAUACAUUUGUGAGUGCAACGGCCUCCCUGAGGUAGCUGAGUACUGGAAACAGGUCAUCAAGGUCAACGAUUACCAGAAGACCCGUUUUGUAAACAGGGUUGUUGCCUCCAUGUUCAACACUGUUUCAAACAAAAAGAUUGCUGUUCUUGGAUUUGCAUUCAAGAAGGAUACAGGUGAUACUAGGGAGACACCUGCCAUUGAUGUGUGCAAGGGGUUGUUGGGAGACAAGGCAAGGUUGAGCAUCUAUGACCCGCAAGUAACAGAGGAUCAGAUUCAGCGUGAUCUCACCAUGAAAAAGUUUGACUGGGACCAUCCCAUUCACCUCCAACCCACAAGUCCGACGACUGUGAAGCAAGUCAGCGUGGUUUGGGAUGCUUAUGAGGCCACAAAAGAUGCUCAUGCUGUCUGCAUUUUGACAGAAUGGGAUGAAUUCAAGAAACUUGAUUACAAGAGGAUUUUUGACAACAUGCAGAAGCCAGCUUUUGUGUUUGAUGGAAGGAACAUCGUGAAUGCUGAUGAGCUAAGGCAGAUUGGGUUCAUCGUGUACUCGAUUGGUAAGCCUUUGGAUCCCUGGCUGAAGGACAUGCCUGCUGUGGCUUAGGUUUCGGUUAAGAGGUCUUUGCUGGGGUGCAGAUUUGAGAGUUCAUAUCAGGAUUCAAUUUAGUUUCAUUCAUUCAUAUCUAGAGCUCUUCUAAGCUGUUGUACUUUUAAUUUUCUUUUUUAUAUUGUUCGACGUACCCCAAAAAAUGUUCAUUAACCAGGAACACAACCAGCUUUGCAGACUUGGUUGCGUCCCUUUAUUUUACCUUGAAUUGUAUUUUUGAUGCUGCAGCCUUUUGAUAGAAAUAUGUAUCUCCAAUUUAUGGAUUUUGUUGUAAUUUGUAUUCAGUUCAAAAAUAAUUAGAUGUUCAAACUUGUUUUUAUGGUUGAA